GUAUCUGAGAAAAUGGAGUGAAGAGCAUCCUCUGGACUCCCUCGAGCCCACUGUGAGUCAAAAAAUUGUAGUAAUAAAAAGAGCAAUUGCGGCCAAUUUCUCGGUAACUUCGCGGACAAAAGCGGAGGGACAGGGAGGGAGCGGCGAGAGGGGCGACGAAAGUAUAUAUUGUUAGGGCUUGAACUUUGAUUCUCUGGAUUACUCUCAUUCCGAUGGAAUCUUGGCAUUACCCCGAUGGCAACAUUAACGACCUCCUGGAGAGCAGGCGCAUCGACUCUCUCCAGGAUAUGAAUUAUCGGCUGCAAAUGCACUCAUCUUUGGUUCGAAGGCUUGCCCUUGAUAAAGUCAUGGAGGGCCAUCAUGGUUGUGUUAAUGCAAUUUCUUGGAAUUCGAGCGGCUCAUUAUUGAUUUCUGGAUCAGAUGAUACCAGAGUUAAUAUAUGGAGCUACCCUACUGGUGGACUGAUUCACAGCAUUGAUACCGGGCAUUCUGCAAACAUAUUUUGUGCAAAAUUUGUUCCAGAGACAUGCGAUGAACUUGUAGUUUCCGGUGCAGGUGAUGCAGAGGUUCGCAUUUUCAAUAUAUCUCGGGAAAGACGGGAAAGAGUGGUGAGAGAGAAAAGUGGCAAUAUUAGCACUUUGGAACCAUCGGCAUUUUUCCAGUGCCAUUCCAGACGAGUCAAGAAGUUGGCUGUUGAAGUUGGCAAUCCUAAUGUAGUGUGGAGUGCAAGUGAGGAUGGGACUUUAAGGCAACAUGACAUGAGGGAAUGUUCUACUUGCCCUCGUGCUGGUUCUUCUCGCCAGGAAUGACAUAAUGUUCUUCUUGACCUUCGCUGCGGGGAAAAAAAUUCUCUAGCUGAUCCUCCGAAGCUUUGUUUAUUACUGAAAUCUUGUGACAUAAGUACCACCCGACCCCAUCAAAUUGUUGUAGGGGGCAGUGAUGCAUUUGCUCGAUUGUAUGAUAGGAGAAUGCUUUCUCCAUCGAACUCUUGCAUGAACAAUGCAAAACCACCUCCCUGCAUUAAUUAUUUCUGUCCAAUGCAUCUUUCAGAGCAUAGGAGGUCAAGUUUGCAUUUAACCCAUGUUGCAUUCAGUCCGAAUGGAGAUGAAUUGCUAUUGAGUUAUAGUGGAGAGCAUGCUUAUCUGAUGGACGUUAACAUUGGUGAUCAGGAUAUCGUGAGGUAUACGGCUGAUGAUAUUUCAAAGCUGUUAUCAACCAACAGCUAUAGAGAAACCGGUGUACUACCACGUAAAACUAGUACAGGCCAAUUCAAUGGAAGUAAACACCAUUUGAGAAGGCUUGAAAUGUGCAAGACAUUGGUGCAAGCAGCAGCAAAAACCUUAGGAGGAGGAUCAAAUGUUUUUCAUGGAAUUGAUAUGUGCAAUGAAGUGCUUCAUGGUAAAGGUCCUGAUGUUGGCCUUGCAAUACGGCAUGAGUGCUUGUGCAUUCGAGCAGCUUUGCUUCUUAAGAGAAAAUGGAAAAAUGAUGUUCACAUGGCUAUAAAAGAUUGUAACAAUGCUCGAAGCAUUAAUCCGACAUCUUUUAGAGCAUACUACUACUUGUCUGAAGCAAUGAUGCAGUUACGGAAACACAAAGUAGCCUUAGAUUUUGCUUUGGCUGCAUGUGAAAUAGAUCCAACAAACCCUGAGGCUACAGAAAAGGUGGUAAGCAUAAAGGAUCAUAUUGCUGCAGCGGAAGCAGAAAAGAAUAAAGAAGGCAAUGAGGAUCCAACUCGGGGAAGGGUGCGCCAUGGAAGAUUGAGGUCAUUGAGUGAUCUACUCUACCCAAGAGAAUUCAACAAUGAGGAUUCCCCAGAGGGUCAUGAAUUUGAGAGAGUUGAUUCUGACUAUGAUGAUGAAAUGGAAGUGGACUUUGAAACUUCAAUAUCUGGGGAUGAAGCCCAUUACAAUGAUUCAAACAUUUUCCGUGGAAGUUUAAAUUUGAGAUUUCACCAAAGAAAUGAUUUAAACAUUGAAAACAGUGUUGCCAAUGGUUUUCAUGGCCCCUCAGCUCAAGAUGAGACUUCUUAUGAGGCUGAAGCCGCUAUUGAUAUGAAACAAAGAUAUGUUGGCCACUGCAAUGUUGGCACAGACAUAAAACAAGCCAGCUUUCUUGGACGUCAAGGUGAGUUUGUGGCAAGUGGCAGUGAUGAUGGGAGAUUGUUUAUUUGGGAGAAGAGAACAGGAAGACUGGUUAAAGUGCUUCUUGGAGAUGAAACUGUUGUCAACUGUGUCCAGUGCCAUCCAUUUCAUUGUGCCAUUGCAACUAGCGGAAUCGAUAGUACAAUCAAGAUGUGGAGCCCACUUGCGCAAGUUCCCUCAAUGGUUGCUGGAGGUGUAGCAGGACCAGAGUCUGCUGAUUUUCUUAGCCUCAUGGAAAAUAAUCAGCACAAGUUAUUGCAUAAUCGUGAGACUUCUUUGCCUUUUGACUUCCUUGAGAGAUUUAGGAUGCAUGAGUUUGCUGAAGGAACCUUACAUCCUUUCGAAUGUGCUCAGAGCUGAUUAUUGGGAUCAUACCUCUUAUCAACCUCCAUUUUUUUUCCAAGGGAUUUGGGAUUGGAGCCAGUGACUUGAAAUUACAAUCUAAAAUAAGCUGUUCUGUUUUCUGGAGGAUUCGACUCUGCUGCUUGCUUAUAUAAUGAUUUGACUUCACAUUUCUAAUUGCAGUUGAGACCGAUUAUAGUUUUACAUAACAAGCCAAAAAAAAUGUGAGCUGAAGGCUGUAGAAUUUUGGGCAGGAAAGCUGAUUUAUAUGUUUUUUGUUGAUAUAUAUUUGACCUGAUUGGGACUCAUUGAGGUUUAAUGUAAAUAAUGUGUGUAAAUUGUUCAUAGUGUUGGCGAGGAAUCUGUAUUCAAAUCUUUCGGACUCUUUGUACAUACAAUAUUUGGGAUGCAAUUUUGGAAUGUGUA
Molecule: messenger RNA, 2909 nt
Organism: Phalaenopsis equestris
Lineage: Eukaryota; Viridiplantae; Streptophyta; Magnoliopsida; Asparagales; Orchidaceae
Product: WD and tetratricopeptide repeats protein 1
Exons: 20
Biological process (GO): negative regulation of fatty acid biosynthetic process
Cellular component (GO): cytoplasm; Cul4-RING E3 ubiquitin ligase complex
Molecular function (GO): protein binding
Source: RefSeq, a predicted model, not a curated record